GGUGGUUUAUCGUGUGCGGGGCAAAAUGGAGCCUGAGGCCAUGAGUAGGUACACCAGCCCUGUCAACCCAGCCAUCUUCCCACACCUGACUGUGGUACUUCUGGCCAUCAGCAUGUUCUUCACCGCCUGGUUCUUCGUUUACGAGGUCACCUCCACCAAGUACACUCGUGACAUUUACAAAGAGCUCCUCAUCUCCUUGGUGGCGUCACUCUUCAUGGGCUUUGGAGUCCUCUUCCUCCUGCUCUGGGUUGGCAUCUACGUAUGA
This is a messenger RNA of Chionomys nivalis (European snow vole), 265 nucleotides long. Its product is annotated as transmembrane protein 258-like. Gene Ontology annotation, cellular component: membrane-bounded organelle. The record is from RefSeq and is a predicted model, not a curated record. Bases 26 to 265 code for a protein of 79 amino acids. Gene Ontology annotation, biological process: protein N-linked glycosylation. The transcript has a single exon. Lineage: Eukaryota; Metazoa; Chordata; Mammalia; Rodentia; Cricetidae.